Molecule: messenger RNA, 2247 nt
Organism: Haplochromis burtoni (Burton's mouthbrooder)
Lineage: Eukaryota; Metazoa; Chordata; Actinopteri; Cichliformes; Cichlidae
Exons: 8
Coding region: 178-1395 (405 amino acids)
Source: RefSeq, a predicted model, not a curated record
CUCAAAUUUGUUUUAACAGGAAGUUGAGCUGUUGCAACUGUUUCAGACAAAUGAGGAGUGUAGAGGUGCUGUGGUGUUUGGAGGAGGGACUCCUUCAGUUACAGAAGUGAGGCGUCACAAGUUCCUGGUUUCCAGUGAAGAAGAAGAGAGGCAGCAGUGAACCAUCAGAGCCUCAUCAUGAAAGUCCGUCACACUCUGAUCUGCUUCUUCUUCCUUUCAGCUCUGCAGGACGGACACACAAAGGUCACCAGUGCACAGAUGCAUUUUUAUGGACUCGCUGAACGAAGCAUCACGAUUGAGAGCCACUUUUCUUCUUCUAAGAAGUGGAAGAUCUUCUGCAAAGAAAAAUGUGAAGAAGGAAAUAUUUUAAUUGAAACGCAGCUCAACAGUAAUCAACAUGGCAGAUACAGCACUGAAUAUAGAUAUGAAUAUAAAUAUAUUUUCUCUGUAAGCAUCAGAAGGCUCAUCAAGUCUGACUCAGGACGGUACACCUGUGGUCUGGGACGAUAUCCAUCUUCAUACCAGUUCAUACAUUUUGGAAUUGUUGUUGCUGAAGCACUGCUGGAUGGAAACGAUGAUCAGCUGAAACACUUCGAUAAAGAAACUGGAAGCUCUCUCACAGUCGGAUGUUCCUUUGAACACUCUGCAAGGAGGAAGUACUUCUGCAGGGGAGAAUGUGAAAGAGAUGGGAUUUUAAUCGAGACUCAGGGGGCCAGAGCUCAGAGAGACAGAUACAGCGCUGAAUAUGAAGAAGAAUCUGGUACAAGUGGUAUUCUGUAUGUGACCAUUAAACAGCUGAGGGAGUCUGACUCAGGACGGUACAGAUGUUACCUGGACACAUCCUUUAGUACUGAUCCAUACAGAGAGUUUGAGAUUACUGUCACAGAAGUCCUCCCAUCAGCCUCCACAACUUUCACUGGAACCACUGAGCAGUCUGAGAGGACAGCAUCUACAGAUGUGCUGCUGGUUGUGGGUCUGACUCUGGCUCUCAUCAUCAUCCUGUUAUCAGUGUCAGUGCUGAUAUUCUGCAAGAACAGAUCCUCUAAACCAAAGGAUCCUCCUGUGGGAACUGAACACGCUGCUGUCACAGAGACCAACACAGUGUAUGAGAAUAUCAGAGCAGAGGGCAGACACAGCAGAUCUCCUCCUGACUCUCAUGCCAAAUACACCAAACCAACCAAUGAUGACCACAGCUUGGUCGCUGCAGCCGCUUCUCAGCACAAAACUGGAGACGACUCGAGCAAACUCACCUACUCCGUGGUGACUUUUUCCAAGAAGAGCAGUGACUCUGCCAACAGCACGUCCCGCAGUAACACCAGUGACGUUAUCUACUCCGAGCCUCGGGUUAACGCGAGCCACUCCGGAGGUGAUCCGUUGUACUCUACUAUAGCCUAGCUUUAGCUCCUGGGACAGGACAGGUAAUGUUUGUCAUGCUGUUGCACACACAGCACGCUCCUUUGUUUCAGUUCGUCAGUUGCCACAAGACAACUGACCAUCAUGUGCAUCAUAACCUAAGACUGCUCGGUGCUAUAGAGUACACGCUGUACAUCAUACUUCAUCGUUUUGCUGCAUCAGUCUGCCGCUCUGAGUUAAUUUGUGUUUAAGGGUUAGGGUUAUGAUAACAUGCACGAACUGUAUCUUUCUUCCACCUCGUGUCUCUAUUGUUGUUUAAGACGUGUUUUUUAGGGACUUACAUGAUUAAACAAUUUCUAAACAAUGAUAUCUUUUGUAGUUUGGAGGCUAAACAGGCCAAAUACAUGAAUAUGUUCUCAGUGGUAGUCGAGCAUCACUUCAGUGAGUAUGUAACAGAAAGAGGAAGCAGCUGCUGGUUCUCUAAAUCUAUUUGACACAACAUUCAGUGAAGUGAUUAAAAAGAGGAAGUAAGAGCUAGUUACUGUAAACAAGCAGCCACACAUGGGUGGACCUCCUUUACUUCAAGAAGGACUCAGGUUUUCUGUCUUUGUGAGGUUGUUUUAACCUUUUCAUUUGUAUCAUGAGUAACCUUUGCAGCAUUUUUAUUUGCAUUUGGUCACACUCCGAUUUUAUUUAUCCACUGUCUGCCUGAUGAUGCUUGUUUGAGUUGUUUCUGCUCUAAUCUGAGUCCCUUAAGAAUAUUUUCAAAAACAAAACAUGAAGAAGAAACUGCACAGGUGCAGAAGUUCACGUUGCAAUACGAGGAAGUCAAAAUCGUAUGCAGGUUUAUGUUUUUACAGCACUUUGAAUAGAAUAGAAUAGAAUAGAAUAGAA